AUGAACAAAGAUGCCCUUCAUUUCGGUGGCAUCGAGCAUCGAGAAAUACACAAUAUGUAUGGUUUUCUCCAACAUUCAUCGACAUUUGAAGGGCAACUCCAACGUACCGGUGGGAAGGAUCGGCCAUUCAUACUUACUCGGUCAGGAUUUGUGGGAUCUCAACGAACCGCUGCAAUCUGGACCGGAGACAAUACUGCUGACUGGACACACUUGGCCAUAGCAGCUCCUAUGUUAUUGUCAUUGUCAGUUUCUGGUGUGCCCUUUGUUGGAGCUGAUGUUGGUGGAUUCUUUGGUAACCCUGACGAACAGCUACUCACUCGUUGGUAUGAAGCAGGCGCAUUCCAACCGUUCUUCAGGGCUCAUGCUCACAUUGACACAAGAAGGCGAGAGCCAUGGUUGUUCUCUAAGCCAACACUGGAUGCAAUUCGUUCCGCAAUAAGACGGCGAUAUGCCUUGCUUCCUUACUGGUAUACAUUGUUCCGAGAGCAUUCUCUUACCGGCGCACCGCCUAUGCGACCUGUUUGGUUCGAGUUUCCCGAAGAGGAGAAAUUCUUUGAGGAAGAAAAGGUCUGGAUGGUUGGUCAUGCGUUACUGGUUCGGGCUGUUGUAGAGAAAGACUCUUUCAACGUUAAUGUGGAGCUCCCAGUUGGGAGAGACAAGAACAUUCGCUGGUAUGAAUGGGAAUCUGGAGCUGAGAAACAACCUGGUUCGUUGUAUGUUGAUGCACCAAUUGAUCACAUUCCGGUAUUCCAACGUGGAGGUACCAUAAUCCCAACGUGGCAAAGAAUAAGACGUGCUGCGAGUUUGAUGAUUCAGGAUCCCUUGACUCUAUUUGUCGCCUUGGAUCGCUCUGGUCAUGCCAACGGUAGUGUCUAUCUUGACGAUGGCGCUACUCAUUUUUACAAGCAUGGGAUGUUCGUCUCAGCUGAAAUGGUUUACAAGUAG
Haemonchus placei is the source of this 945-nucleotide messenger RNA. The record is from the annotation of a GenBank genome assembly. Lineage: Eukaryota; Metazoa; Nematoda; Chromadorea; Rhabditida; Trichostrongylidae.